AUGAAAGACGCCGAGUCCCAGCCACCUACGGCCCGCCUGGAUCAAGGUACAUACAUCGGUACAACCCUCACGAAUUCCGACCUUCCGCGCCGAGUCCACGCCUUUCUUGGUGUACCGUACGCGAAAUGUGUCCGUCUUAGCCAUGCGGAACACCUACCGGCCUCGUCAGAGACAUUUGACGCGUCGGAAUACGGCCCCGCUUGCCCGACAGCGGACCCCUCGUUCCCCGCGAGCGAGGAUUGCCUCUCGGCUAACAUCUUUCGUCCGAUCCCCCAGGGUUCGGAUGAUGUCGCCGUUAAGAUGCUGCCUGUGUUGGUGUAUGUCCAUGGAGGCGCCUUCAACUUUGGGCGCGGCGCGGAUAGGAAUCUAGCUGCGUUUGUGGCGUUCGCGAAGACGGAUGUCAUCGCCGUUAGUUUUAACUACCGCCUUGGACCGCUGGGCUUUCUUCCUAGUGGCAUUGCCCAGAAAGCCGGAGUUGCGAAUUUGGGUUUGUUAGAUCAGAGAGCGUUACUGGAAUGGGUCCACAGAAACAUUAUUCGGUUCGGAGGAGACGCAGGAAACGUCACCGUCAUGGGCUUCAGUGCCGGCGCACACUCGCUUGGCCACCAUGUACUCUCACCCCCCUCGCGCAAGCUCUUCCGCCGCGCAAUUCUGGAAUCGGGUGCGCCGACAGCCCGCUCUGUUCUGGCGUCCAAGCACCCCCGCAAUGAAGCCCAGCUCGCCCGGUUCCUCUAUCAUGCCUCUCUCCCUCAGCACCUUCCCUCCGAUCAGAUUCUCUCCUCUAUUCGCUCUCUAUCUUUGCCAAAACUACUCGAGGCUUCACUGGCAGUCUGGUCUGAAUGCGCGCCAUCGGUGGAGUGGCCGUUCCAGCCCUCGAUCGACGGCGACGCGGGUGAGAACACCAUUAUCCCAGAUAUGCCAAUCCGCACCUGGACGUCACCAAACCUCCCGGCUCCCCCGCCACUAAUCACAGGCUUCAAUUCUUCGGAAGGGACAAACUUCGUCCCCGCCUCGGCGUCUUCGUCCACGGCAUUUAAAGAUUUUUUCGCCAAACUUAUCCCGUCUCUCACGCCGGAUGACCUCGAGACGCUAGACCGCCUCUACCCCCCGGCAUCGACGUAUCCGUCUCCGCCAACCCGUCACCACGGCACCGAGUUCCGUCGUCUCGCGCACGCAUACGGCCACUACGGCUACAUUGCGCCCUUGCUACACUCGGCACACUUCGCCUCCCGCAACGGCGCGCCGGUGUGGGUGUACGAAUACGCGGCACACGCGGAUCUUGGAGCGGCGAACCACGGAGACCACGUCCCCGCCGCGACACACGACAGCGAUACCCUCUCCCCGGAGCGGACGCCGGGGCUGUGGGCGGUGUCCGACGCAAUGCAUAGCUACUGGUCUUCGUUCGUGGCCAGCGGCGACGAGACGGAAUCCGGGCCCAACAAUCAGGCGAACCCAAGCGGGGUCGCUUGGCCGCGGUUCAUUUCUCCCUUCGGCGAAGCACCGGGCGGCUCUGAGGACCACAUCCCUAGAGACGCAGAAGACGAGACGCGGGGCAAGAUCCUCGUCUUUGGGGAAGGGAACGACGAGUUCAUGGGUCGUCUCGGCCAGCGUCGGCCCGGUACCGUUGCGCGCGUACGCACGCUGACCGAGGCGGAAUUGCGGCAGUUCCGGUUCUGGUGGGAUCGUGUCGGAUUGAGCGAGGGUAUGGGCGGAGCGGACGACGGGUCGAAGUUGUGA
This is a messenger RNA of Colletotrichum truncatum, 1737 nucleotides long. Its product is annotated as phenmedipham hydrolase. Lineage: Eukaryota; Fungi; Ascomycota; Sordariomycetes; Glomerellales; Glomerellaceae. The record is from RefSeq and is a predicted model, not a curated record.